UCAGGCUACCAUCUGAUACUUCAUCCACCUCAAGCGGUUGCUUUGGUCUUCCGUUCUUCCUGAAGUCUACCUCACAUCUCUUUCUUAUCUGCAACUUUCAUCAAUUGUCUCUUCGUUACGAUUACUGUCUACCUUGAGAACUUUGUAUUCGAUUUGAAAUGCCGUCACCAAGAAGCUACAACACCUCUUUCCCAAGUGCUGAGGCUCUCUUCUACUCCUGCACAACAUCCUCAACAUCGGCAGAAGACCUCGACAUGCAUUACAUACCUCCCUCAAAAUCAUCGCUCAGAAUCGGCGUCAUAAUACUCAGCCAAGACCAAACCCAAAUGGUCGACUUCGCCGCCCUCGACCUCCUCACCAUGGUCGGCAGAAACAGACUCAACAAACUCAACGCUUCUCCUGCCGCCCUAGAAGACUCUCUCGACGAAAUCGACGUCCGAUACGUCACAGCCAGCGGAGAGGGAUCCUUCCCCGUCUCAUCCGGUGGCCGCAUCCCAGUAACGAAUUCGUUUCAAAAUGCUCCGCAAUUCGACAUCCUCCUCAUCCCAGGCUCCUUCUCCACAACCCCCUUGCCGCCCUCGGCAACCCUCUUCCUCAACUGCCAAUGCGCAAGACCCAAUCUCAUCGCCAUCAUUAGCAUCGUCUCGGGCAUCCUGCACUUGGCGCAGACGGGCAUUUGCAAUGAACGCCGAGCAGCUGCGCCCCGAAGCCUGCUACCAGCGCUUAAGCAGCGUUUCCCCGAGAUCUCAUGGCGCAGUACGCCGUGGGAGCGCCACGACAAGUUAUGGAGUAGUAAUUCCGCCGUGUCUGCGCUCGACAUGAUGAGGACGUUUAUGCGCGAGUAUUUCUGGGAUAGGAGCGCGGCGGUGGAAUGUGCGCUGGAUGCUGUGGGGAUAGGGAAGUUGGAUGAAUGUGAGUGACCAUGUCAAUGGUUUUGCUUUUUGUGUUCAUGGCGUUGAUGGAUGUUCUCUUCUCUGUUCGCUGUAGUAUACCCUCUCCUCCCACGCGGAUCCGGACAAGAGUCUACUGUACCAUAUCUUGAGGCAUAUUUGGCAUGUUGUACCAUAGUUUGGCUGUAGAUGGAGCGUCUGAUUUGGACUGGCUCUCCAGCUGUUGUAUCAUAUUACGAAUUCAUUUCAAAGCAAGUUUGAACACUUC
Molecule: messenger RNA, 1158 nt
Organism: Parastagonospora nodorum SN15
Lineage: Eukaryota; Fungi; Ascomycota; Dothideomycetes; Pleosporales; Phaeosphaeriaceae
Exons: 2
Coding region: 159-920 (253 amino acids)
Source: RefSeq, a predicted model, not a curated record